Messenger RNA from Ctenopharyngodon idella (grass carp), 6744 nucleotides. It is a transcript of the gene gatad2b, whose product is annotated as GATA zinc finger domain containing 2B. The record is from RefSeq and is a predicted model, not a curated record. Gene Ontology annotation, molecular function: sequence-specific DNA binding. Gene Ontology annotation, cellular component: NuRD complex. Gene Ontology annotation, biological process: negative regulation of transcription by RNA polymerase II. The coding region runs from base 914 to 2860 and encodes 648 amino acids. The transcript has 12 exons. NCBI's taxonomy places the organism in Eukaryota, Metazoa, Chordata, Actinopteri, Cypriniformes, Xenocyprididae.
AAUGCAUUGUAAUGGACAUACAGUAUAAAUAACGUAAAGAAAUUAAUAAACUCGCUUUUUUUUCUUUUUUUUUUGAUUAGUAUCAUUUAUAGCUGCAUUAGAAAUAUCAGUCCCUGCAACAUAAUCCAGAUCUGAACAAUAGCCUUCGGCAUUUGUUAAAAAUCAUUUCCUAACCCUUGGUGCUUCACACAAUGGCAGAUGACAUUUCGCACGAAAUCACUCCAGUCCACCAAUGCGGCCUCUAAAACCACAUAUCUGUCAUUGCGAAAAAGUGCAGUCUGUUUUGUUGGUCUGUAAGUUUUGGAAACGGCUGGAAGAAUGUCCAAAUGUUGUGUGGAAUCGCGGCGGUUUCGCACCACAAUGUUCCUCAAAAUGCUCCAGUCGAUCGGAAAGAAGAGGGAGUUAAUAUGGCUGUCCACAAUUUAUCUGUCAGUGUAGUAAGCUCGCCUUGUGCUGCCGACACGACGCGCAUAACAACCCAUUUAGUUCCCAUCAUUUCAGAGCUUCUUGUCCCCUCCCCUCCAGACACAGACAACAACAUACACCUUAAUAGGGGCGCGUCUCCGACACAGCCGCCGACCAAUAACCCGUCUGUCUGGGCAGAGACCAAGGGGAUGAGCGCUCGCCGAGGCCCAAUCAGCGCUUUUGUGUUGCCUGCCGGUGCCGGGGACUGGUCGUGAAGAGCUACAGCAGCGCUUCAGGAUCGGAGAGUGAACCCGGAGCCAGUGGAACCUGAAGGGUAAAGGCGAGUCAGUCGCCGCCUCUGUUAGAAAACCUCCUGUUGAGGGUUUUUCCUCACCACUCUACAUAUCUGAGCUGAAGUUUGGAGAGCAGCAGCAGAAAGGGAACCAGGCCUGUUACGUCCUAGUGACGAUCCCUACCGGUCAGUUUGGUCUGGAUCAGAGUCUCAAGGAUGGAGCGGAUGUCUGAGGAGGCGUUGAGGCUGAACCUGCUAAAGCGGGGUCUGGAGGCGCCGGAUGAGCGGGAGGAAGCUCUGGCCAAGCGCCUGAAGAUGGAGGGUCACGAAGCCAUGGAGAGGCUGAAGAUGCUUGCCCUCCUCAAACGCAAGGAUCUGGCUGCCUUGGAGGGGGCGGCGGUUGCUGCAGCCAUGGCAGAGGGCAAAGGCCCCGGGGGCAGCCAGGGGCUGAUGGGAGCUGUGCCCUACGAGGAAAAGAUGAAUGGAAGUUUGAGAGUCGGGGGCCAUGGAGGUCCCAGCAAGAAUGGGAAGGAAAACAUAGUAGAUGAACCAGUGGACAUGAGUGCCAGAAGAAGUGAAAUAGUUCGAGAGCGACGCACUCCGUCACCAGACGUUAUCAUUUUAUCAGACAACGAGGCGUCCAGCCCGCGGAGCACGCCCCACCCUGAGGAGAAACUGCAUCAGGCCAACCUGGAGAUGUUUAAGGGGAAGACUGGCGAGGAGCGGCAGCAGAUGAUCAAAGCUCUCCGAGAGGAGCUCAGGCUGGAGGAGGCCAAGCUGGUGCUCCUGAAGAAACUGAGACAGAGUCAGAUGCAGAAGGAGAACGUGGUGCAAAAGGUGCCGGUGGUCCAGAAUGCCCCAUCAUCAGUGCAGCCGUCACCCAUGCACAGCUCUCAGGGGCUCGGGAAACUACCCGUGCGGCCCGGCAUGCACUCGUCUGAGCCUCAGAACCUGCGAACUGCACAGGGCCACACAGUAAUCAGGUCUGCUGCCAAUGCAUCUUUGCCCCCCAUGAUGAUGUCACAGCGAGUUAUUGCACCCAAUCCUGCCCAGCUUCAGGGUCAGAGAGUGCCCUCCAAGCCUGGCAUGGGCCGCUCCUCCACGGGCGGUUUGGGUAAUGCAGUGAGCUAUCAGCAGGCUGCCAGCCAGCAGGUGGGGGUCUCGCAGCGUUCAGGCUCCUCCUCGGCUAUCUACAUGAACCUGGCACACAUGCAGGCAGCGGGAGCAGCUGGCGUGGCUGGCGUCGGGGUGGGAGUGAGCGGGGUUGGUGCUGUCAGCCCCUCCACCCUUUCCAGCGCCUCCAGCGUCGCUUCUCUGAACGACCAGGCCAGCAGCCAAGCGGCCGCUAAACUGGCCCUGCGCAAGCAGCUGGAGAAGACCCUGCUGGAGAUACCGCCACCUAAACCUCCAGCGCCCCUGCUGCACUUCCUGCCCUCUGCUGCCAACUCUGAGUUCAUCUACAUGGUGGGGUUGGAAGAGGUGGUGCAGAGCGUCAUUGAUAGUCAGGGUAAAAUGCGGGGGUCACUGCCACACGUGGAGCCGUUCUUCUGUGCCCAGUGCAGGACUGACUUCACCCCACACUGGAAGCAGGAGAAAAGUGGUCGCAUCCUCUGUGAGCAGUGCAUGACGUCCAAUCAGAAGAAGGCCUUGAAGGCCGAGCACACCAAUAGGCUGAAGAACGCUUUCGUUAAGGCUCUGCAGCAAGAACAGGAAAUAGAGCAGAGGUUGCAGCAGCAGGCUGCUCUGUCUCCCAGCUCCGCCCAGACUGUGCCCAGCGUGAGCAAAGCGGAAACCAUGAUCCGACACCAUGCCCUCCGACAGACUCCCCAGCCACAGGCCGCUCUACAGCGGGGCCUGUCCAGCUCAGCACGAGGUGUCCUCUCUAACUUCGCCCAGGCCUCCCAGCUCUCAGUGGCCAGUGGGCUGCUGGGUAUGACAAGCAAGCGCUGUGGCGGCAGCAGCAGUACCAGCGGCAGCAGCAGUCGGGCCCAGCAUGACAGCCGCAGGCAGAUCUACAACAUACCUGGUCUGAAUAUUGCCUAUCUAAAUCCGGGAGCCAUCGGGGGCCACAAGGCAUCCAGCCUAGCGGACCGUCAGCGGGAGUAUCUGCUCGACAUGAUUCCCCCGCGCUCCAUAUCCCAGUCCAUCACCGGGCAGAAAUGAGCCCUGACGGGACUGCAGACCCCCCUUCCCCCCCCCUCGGACGCCCCACCACCCCUCUGUUCUACAUCAGAACAUCCCCCGCCCCCCCCAACACAUACACACGCACACCAUCACCCCAUCGCAUGCAGUGCCUGUCCGUGUGCCUACCCAACUAACCCAUAAGAACAGCUCAAUCAGUCAGACUAUAAACACCAGACUGUCAGUGCAUCUCAAACUUCGGUUUCCUACUAUAGCAAAGCUCUUUAUUGUUAUCUCAACUUAUUAUUGCUGUUGUUAUUGCUACUUCUAUUAUUAUCACAGUUAUUAUUAUUAGUAUUAUUGUUGCUUCUGUUACAGUUACUCUUAUUACACUUAUUAGUAGGUUUAGUGGUUUUUGCAUCUUUUUAUGUUUUUUUUUCUUUUCAGAGGGAGGACGCCAGAUUGCAGGGUCACUUACUAAAAAUAUAAAGUUUUUUGGUUCAUUUGAAAGCUUCCUCCCUCAGUCGCCCCUGUAAAAUUAGACUCAUUCUCUCUCACGUCGUAUAUGUUCAGUUUCUGAGUUGGAAUGAUUAAGGCGUUCUCACCUGCAGAGAGAGAGAGAGAGCAGAAUCUUUGUAGCGUUACACGUUUGGAAAGUCCUCCAAGAACCUUCCGGUUCAGAGAGAGCGAGACAGACUCAUGUACAUCGAUCAGAUUGAUCCUUAUGCAGAGCGCUGAUCUAGUCAACGUUGAGAAGGCCACGCAAACUGAAAACGGGCCAGAAAGGACCUGCGAAUGUACGGAGAAGCCCGUUACUUGUGCGUAUGUGUCCACAAACAGGAUCUAUCCCGUGUCUCUCAAUGCCUUCACUUUCACAGGAUGCAGUGAUGUCAUAUAACUUCUUUUGUGGUGACGUCGUGUUUCACUGCACAGCAGAGAAUGAAGCCAGAGAGUAUCAUCGUCAUUAACUUUGUCUCUUUUUGAUUUUUGGGUGUUUUUUGAGAGUGUUUUUCUUUUCCCCCUUCAGUCUUUUUUGUACUUUUUAUUUUCGUCGGGCGGCGUCUCCAUCUGAAAUGGCCGUGUAUCUUAAAGGUACUUGCCACAGGAGACGAUAAUCAUUGAAAUGUCACAUAGGUGGAAUUACUGGGGGAAAAAAACGGUUUAUGCGUAGAUUGUUAACGUGAGUUUUAACAGAAGGCAUUGACAAGGAUCAAUCAUCGUGUUAAAGCAAUGCACAUGAGAUGCCUCGUUAUGGAGGAGCACUUUUCUUCUUAAUAAGUGGGGGGAAAAAAUGGUUAAACAAUAGAGGACAAGAAUGUUUCAGCUUAAGGUAUGGAUGCCAUCGGAUGUCUCGGAGAGAGUUGGGAGAAAGAUUUUUUUUGGUGCAUUUCAUCUUUUCGAAAGAGACCAGCUUUUUCGACCCCCACGUUGAAUGAAUGCAUUUCAAGUUAUGGUACGUGUGUUUGUUUCAGUAGACAUGCAAGCGUUCCUGGAGGCGAUGGCGACAAUAUAAGCAGUGUUUAGUCGAUAUGCAGUAUUAGGGAUGAUUUUGGACUCAGAUUUAGCUCCCAUCGACGCCUUUUAGUGAGGCAUUGCUCCUUGUUUCAGUCACGAAUGGCUUUCAAAGGGUUUAACAUCUGCUUGUUGACAAGAAGUUGAGCACUUAACAUUUUUUUUUCCUCCCCAACCUAAGCAUUUACCAUGACGCGUUUGGUUCUUUUGGAAAUCAGACUUUGAAGGUCUGUCAUGCAGGUCAUGUUUAAUAGCUGCGAGGAAGCUAUGAAGUGGUGAAUUAAUGGAAAUUAAUCUGUGCACAUGUAUCUUUCUGUCAUGUGUAUAGUCACUGAUCCUUGCAGUUUGCAGUUUUUUUUAAACUGUGUCCUGUAUAACACCACUGAUUUGUGGUGGAACGAUGCAACUUUUGAACAAAACAAUUUUGAAGCUACCUUGGAUUAAAUUUUCAGGUGCAAUAUUAGAUGAUAGGAUGUUUACAUUUUUAUUGUUUUUUUUUUCUUCUUUUUUUUUUCCUGGUAAUGAUGAUAAAUCAGUCCCUUUUAGUCAUUCUGUUCAGUCUUUGCUCCAAUUUUAUGAUCUGUAUUUUUUUUUUUUUUUGUUAUUUUGAAAUGAACGUAGGGUGUUUAUAAUAACUCAUUUCUCUCUCCUGCUCUCUCUUGUAGACUAUAUUAGAUGCAUCCAUAUACCUGUGUUCAUAUAUGUACGAGAAAGUUGGAUUUUGAAGUUUAACUUCCUUUUUGACUCCUCGAUUAAGUUCCAUUUUUGUUUGGUUGUUUAAUUUCAGCUGUUUCUUAAAAAAAAAAUAAAAGAAAGAAAAAAGGAGAAAAAAAAUCAAAUUUAAUCAAACAAAAAAAAAAUGUAUGAACAGAUGAUGACACGAUAUUUGCUAGGUCAGAAGUAAUAAUGACUUAUUGUACAUAUGCUUUUUUCUCCCUUGAAUUAAAAAUAAUGAAAUGAAAUUAAAAUGGUUGUAUAUUGUGUAGAAAAGCAAACAAAAAGCCAUGAAUAUUGUGAAGCUUGUCAUUUCGUUUUGUGAUCACUGUGUAUUAUUGUGUAACAAAUGUGCAAAAUGUAUGGGAUUAUACUUCUCUUGUUUUUGAAUGAGCUCUUUAGAUGCAUUUUCUCCCCGGCUGUACGUUUUUUGUAGUAUGUAGUAUUUGCAGAAGAAAAAAAAAAGUUCAUUGUUCUGGUGGAGCGUUUGAUCCAUUCUGUGGACAUGAUGGGACAGUCUCGUAUGUUACUUUUUUUGUUACCUCUUUUAUUUGUUUUCACGUUUUAUUUCAAACAUUGAAGUUACGUAGAUGUUGGGUGAAUAAGUUCUUUUCUCUAAUGUCCCACACAAAGAACAUGGACUGGAUGAAACAUUUGACAGUAUUACCCCUCACUUGACCAAAUCCAAAGCGAUCAUCAUAAAAACGAAGCACGCUAAUGCUUUAGCUAAAUUACUGGGUGCAGAAAACCCUACGGGGAGAUUGUGUACAUUUGUUUUCUAUUGCUUACAAUACAAACUUUCCUCAGUAUAUCCCAAUUUUUUUUCUUUCUUGGGAAAAAUCACAAUGCUCUUAUGUUUUUUUUCAUGGAAGAUUGUAUACAUUGUAUACGAUGAAGAGAAAAAAAAACUUUUUUGUUUGAUUGUUUUUGACUGUUCCAAUGCUUCUUGCCUUCAGCCUUUAAAUCUUAAGACAAAAAAAUGGACAAUUUGCACACAUGCAAGUUUUGAUCCUAAGGUUUGUGACAUUAUUAGUUUCAUGUCAUGGAAUCACUGUCCAUAAUUCUCUGACUGGACAAUCAGCUUUUCUGGAGUUCUAGCGCUGGGGUUUACUUCUCUCUUCCAUUUUUACUUUCUCUGCAAUUUUUUUCCCCCCUCUCCCUGAUUUUUAUUUGUUGCAAGUCUUUUUGUUGUUGUUAUUGUUGAAGUGGGAGAGAGGGUUUGGGGUCAUCAUUUCUUUUCUGAAUUUCAUCUGAACUUUCAUAUAUUUUUAAAUAGACUUAGCUGCAAUUUACCCAGUUUGAAUUUUAAAGCAAAUGGCAAUAUGUUGAAAUCCGUUUGUAAAAAAAACAACAAAAAAAACUAUGAUUAAUUAAAAUAUGUACAGUUAAAAAAAGCAAAAAAAAAAAAAAAAAAGAAGUACUGGAGAUUGGCUUAAACGAUUAUUGAUUUUAGUCAAGGAAAAGAAGUGCUUUUUGUCAAGUUUUUAUUUUCAUUUAGAACAUUAAUCCAGACCUUUUGCACAUCCUUGAUAUUUAACUGUCUAAAAUGGAGAUGAAAAAAUGCUGUUUGAUUACUGCCGGUUGAUUAACAACAAUUAUGCAUUGACUGAAAAAAAAAAAAAAUAAGCUAAUUUUGGAGGAAAUAACUUUGUAAUAUUUAUCACUUGCAAGCUAUGUUUAAUAAAGGAUGGAACAGUUUA